GACAUGGUCAAUGAGGAUAGGGGUACCACCGUGUGUAAUAACAGAAGAAAUGUCUUUACAGAUGACUAGUAAGGGCAAACCACCAGAGAACCCUUUUCUCGUCAGACUGCCAUUAAUUUUAGCCUUCUGCUCACUUUGUGCCUGCGUCCCCUCGAACCCACUCCUGGAGCUUCCAGCAACCUCCCCAUGUGCCAGCGAGCUGUUGUAGCGACACGUUCUCUUAUCAACCCUCUACUGGUAGCGGAUUGAAUACUUCUUCUCUAUCCAUCAGACCCGGGAAGCUCCUCACCCUGACUCACGCAUCAAGCUCCCUCCACCCCCGAGCAGGGCGAAGCUGCGAACUGCGCCCCAUCACGACCGACUCACCUCUAGCAUGCCGCCACCUGCCUCUGCCAUUGGCUGCCUCUCCCGUCCAUGCUGCUCGUCCGCGAGCACGAUGGGAUGUGGUGCACGGAGCACUCCUCGCCGGUGCUUGGAGCCUGGGUGAAGGAUGCCUUGUGCUGGAUCACAGAACUUGUCCCUGAGACUAACUGCUCCUGCAUGCCCGUGGGCGACCGGCGGCUCCUCGUGCGCAUGUUCUCUUAAACAUUUCCUUGAUCUGUCCUCCCUGAGAUCCAACCUCGCAAUGCCAGCCCGUCUAACAAGUACAAGAAUGUAUCUCCACCAUCCCCUGCUCUGACACUGCUCCUGCUUGCGGGCUUUCUGUCCCAUCCAGUCAACCCUUUAGUGGUGUGAGACAAUGGCCAGCCUCGGUAAAUAACCACCAUUCCAACCGCAUUCGAAACGAAAGAAGCUGCAUCUCGCACUCACUGCGUCGCUAAUCGUCCUACUUUCACUAUGUCGGGAGCCGAGAUCGGUAUCGCCGUUAUCGGGGCGGUAGCAGCCCUGAUCACAGCAUACAAGGACGCUGGAGCUAUUGUCGAGAACAUCAAGGAAAGACGCAAGGCAAAAGGCGCCUUGCCUCCAAGCGUGGCGCUGGAAGAAUCCAUUCAAGAAGGCCAUCAGGAGAUCGAGAAGAUCACAGCAAAGGGCAUACAGCGAUUUGGGCCGACUUUCGAGCAAGGAGAUGAUAUUGCUCAUCGGGCCCUCCAGAGCCUUACCAUCGAGGUUCAAGCAUCCUUUUUACACCACCUGAUGCUCGCUAGCCGAGACGACAAUGUUAUCGACUUCGAGGCCUGUAUUGAUUCAGCCAUCGCAGCCCGAUUACGCGCGGUUACUAUACUCAACGAGCUCUAUUUGCGUCAGCAGAAACCUUCUAGCCCAAACUCGGAAGUGAGAAUAACACUACCUUGUGCAGAAGAGACGAAGGAGGCUGUCGAAGCUGCCCCAGAACGCAGGAAGCACUCGAGUCUGACCUCUGAGCCUCUGCCUCUGACAUCACGUCACUUGCAAUCGCCAGUGAAAACCCCACGACCCUCGCCAGAUGAGAUGAAGGAGGUCAUCGAAGCGCCUCCAUCCCCCGAGCGCAAGAAACGCAGUGGAACUCUGGAGUCCGAGCCACCUCCUAUCCCGGGUCAGGUUCCACGGAAGUCGUCCUGGAACGUUUUCAAGAAGUUACAUCGAACUUCAUCUGCUGAGAAAGAGAGUAUCUCGACGCUCCUGCCACAGGCCACCUCCCGGCCUCCUUCAUAUGUCACCUCACCCACAUCUCCUUCGAUCAGGUCACUGGACGAUCCUCGCAGACCCCAAGUCAUGACCCCACCCAUCAGCCCAGUUUCAACCGUUUCAUCCAUUGAUGUGCUGGCUGCAGCCGGCUUUUGUAAAGGUGCCUACUAUAUUCAACAAGGCAUCUACGAGAAGGGAGUCCAGGUCUCUAUGAAGAACAUGGAAUGGGCUUGCCAUUGUCGAAAAUGCCCCUUUACAACACCGGCAGAUCGAGACGAGCGAGGCCGAGCACGCUUCGACGAUAAAGCCCACUCAACACGGAACCUCCGUUGGCGAUCUCUCUUGCUCUUCAAAUCCCACAUAUCGUCUAGUCGGCAGAACACGCGCGUAUACAGGUGCCUGUUAUGUGUUCUUCUGGGUGAUUCGACUUCUGUCUACCAAGGGGAACAUUCUCUUUUUGAGCACAUGUACCACCACCAAGGCGGGGUCGUCAAUGGCGUAGAGCUUUGGGGGCCGAUAUGUCUGGAUCCAAGCGGAGCUAGAAUGGGGUCCGAACGGACGUUUGAUAUCUGCUUCGCAGAGAACCCGAGAUUCGCGCCGCCAAAAGGCGCCUUUGAGAUGGGCGUCGCCACGGAAAUUGUGGAGGCUGACGGCACAGAGAUCUAUGAUGAGGAUGUCUUCAAGAACCAAUGGGUGGACGAAGGACAGAGAUGAGAUGCGCGGAGAACGUCGUCCCAGUCUUUGUCUCGGGAGUGGUUGAAGCCUGACCAACUCUGAAGUCAACCAAGACUCUGCGUUUCGGUAUCCUCUGAGAUGGAGCAGGAACUCGGCACUGUGUAAUACUAUCUCGGAAGACGGUUGACGGAGUACAGAACGGCACCGCGUGAGAUACAUGAACAUUUACAGAGCAUACCGGUUUCCAGUUACAUUGGUGUGCAAUUCUGAACAGGAUAGCGGGACUACAUUGCUUUCAUAUGAAAGAUUAUAGAAACGAAUAGGGUCAAUGGUCACAAGCUGUGGUCCUGAUUCCAAAUGCAAGAGACGGGCGCCGAAGAGUGAGGCUGUGGUGCUCGAUUUGAGAGGAGGGGGAGGGAGAUGCGGCUCUUCGGCUGCCUUUUCCCUUGCCACCUAUCCUAGUCUCAGCCUCAUGUGAUUUGUUCCAUUCUUCUUUGAUGGGUUGGACCAUAGAGCCUCGUUGUCAUGCACAUUGCUUGCCUAGGGGCAUCUCUGUAGAGUUUUCCACGCCUGGGGGAAGCCGGAAGACGCACUUUGAUGACUUGCAUCCAGCUAUCCUCGUAUUCGUCGAAGGUGUAGUAGAGGCUGUGGUGCGUUCACGAGGGUUACUUGUAACACAUCCUGUAUGCUCGAGGGACAGGGGC
Cladophialophora immunda is the source of this 2984-nucleotide messenger RNA. RefSeq lists its product as uncharacterized. The transcript is spliced from 2 exons. The record is from RefSeq and is a predicted model, not a curated record. NCBI's taxonomy places the organism in Eukaryota, Fungi, Ascomycota, Eurotiomycetes, Chaetothyriales, Herpotrichiellaceae. Bases 838 to 2319 code for a protein of 493 amino acids.